Messenger RNA from Ostertagia ostertagi, 2490 nucleotides. Lineage: Eukaryota; Metazoa; Nematoda; Chromadorea; Rhabditida; Trichostrongylidae. The record is from the annotation of a GenBank genome assembly.
CCACAAAUACUGCGUCGCUGGCCUAAUAACGCGAAAGCUGCUGAGCACAAAGCUGCGGUGGUGCCUGAUGAGGAGGUGUACACUCAGCGCGCUCCAAAAAUGGUUGACGGUCGCAGAGAAGAUGCAGGAAAUGUUAGUCAACUCAAGAGUACUAGAGGUAGAAACAGUUAUCAGCAACAAAGAAAUCGUCGAAAGUUCGAUCAACACUCAAAAAGUUUCGUGAAGCCCAUCGGGCAAGAGAGAGCCGAUCAAUUGCGCAGUCCGGUUGUUUCCAGUGAAGGCUACGAUGAAUGGGAAACGGCCAGUGAGAGUAGCACACGUGUCAUACGAGAAGAUCAUUCUGAGGUCAGGACUGGUAAACACUCCAGUGAUCGCACUGUGUCUACGAUGUCGCAAAACUCUUCGUCUGCUCAUCACCCUUCCUCUCGUACUGCUUCCCUACAUGCAUCACAGACUGAACACCCUGAAACUCGAUCCACACCAGUGGAGCGCCCUCGUGGUUCAAAAAACGUCCAACCCGCCAGCCGUACGUGCCCGUCGCCCUCCGAAAGCUGCAACAACAAAAACAAUGUGCAAAGCAGCAGUAGAUCGAGAGAUGUACAAGGAAUGGAGAAAGACGUGUCGGACGGUCUGGCGGGUCUUGAUAUCAAUAAUAUUGCAAGCGUUGUGGUUAUCGACGACCACUUGGUUGAUGCUGUUAGUGUAGACAUGGAUGAUGAAUUUGAGGAGGUCCUAAACAAGAGAGCGAAGAAGCAGAAAGCUCAUGAGAUGCAAGCCAAAGUGGAGACUGAAGAGAAGCGUAAGGCAAGAGAAAAGGAUCGCCAGACACGUACUCAAACAAACAAGAGAGCGCGCAAAAACAAUAUGAAGAAAGAUAAAAGGGACGAUGUCCAAAAGGAGUCCAAGAAGAAUGCAGAAAGUUGGUCGAAGACAGCCGAGCAGAGAAAAGCGAAGGAGCAGUACCCAAAGAAUGUUCAGCAAAGCGUAGCAUCAGAGGACGCACCGGAGACAGAAGAUAUUGGUUCUGUUCAAGAGCAGCAGGUUAAUGUGCGCAAGAAUGCUCCUGUAACAACCGUUUGGAAUAGCGCUCAUGUAGCAGAACAGAAGGAACUUCUGGAAGGGAUGCAACCAAUUAUCCCUUCUCCUAUCGCAAGACCUACUCCACGAUCGAAGUCUGCAGCUUCCUGUUCUCCUCCGACGUUUCAAGAUUUAGUAAGAACACAUCUUAUCCUUUCCUCGGAGCAAGCGUCUAACGAGAAAGCACUCACUUCUUUGUCAACAGGCACAAGUUCGGAAGUUGACGAUUUCCGCUUGAAGGAAAAACUGUAUAAAGGAUUGUGGUGUGGAGAAGAGAAGGAGACGGAGUCCACUUUGCCGUCGAAUGUUGCAAAGGUGAAGCCGCAGCCGCAAUCUGCAGCAGACCAUACACAAAGCGGUUGUAAACCCGCAGUUAGCGUUCCAAAUUCUUCUCAUGUAUUUCCGCCAAGAAGCCCUGGCAUAGCACCAUUCGCGUCUGGCUUGAGUGGACUGAUGUUUUCUCCAUAUCCAGUGAUGUUCGGAGAUAUAUCUUUCGGGAGAGGAUACGCAUCUAUAGGAUCAGUGGUGCAACCAUUGAUUCCUCCUUCAAAUGCAUCGAGUCCGCCACUCUGUCCAACCUUAUACCAGCAACCACCCUCACUCUCGAAUAAUCCUCCAAUGAAUCAGCAUCGACUUCCUAUGCGAUCUAAUUACUUCGACCAAAGCGCACUUUUUGCUGGCAAUAUGACACAGUCCCAAAAUAUGGGGUGGACUACGGGAAACAUGUUGGAUAUGGUUAGCAACAAUUCGACCACGCCUUCCCAACAGCAUCCGCCUGCUCAGGUGUCGUCUCCAAUGCAGUCAUCACAUUUAUCUAUGCACCGUGGUGCUGUGCCUCCCCUGCUCCAGAACCAUUCCCAGACGACGUCUCGUGGUUAUGAUGUGAAUAUGUCGAAUAUGCCCUCAAAUGGUACACACGCACGUCCACCAGGCGCUGGCUCCAGUGCCGCGGUUCCUCCUCUUCCUUUACCUCCACACGAUCUGGUUAACAUGCCGCCUCCAAUCGGAACACAGCGUGUAGCACCGUUCGCGAUUCAAUAUGCAGGCUUUGCUCCAUCUCCUCUCACACAUCCUCUACAUCCUUCUCACAGUUUCACUCAGCCACCGCCCAACGGGAGAUUUGCCCAGCCGCCUCCUACGUUACAUCAGGAUGCUCAUUGGGAAAAGGAAGCUCCGUUCUCAGGAAUGCGUCAACACGUCACUAUGUUUCCAGGUCACAACAACAUGCAGAUGAACGCAGUGCAGCCUAACCAGCAAAAUAAGUGGACAGUGAAUACCAACCACCCCCACAUGCUACCGCCUUCGCAAAUGAGGUCGCUAAAAAUGCUGUCGUCAUAUGUUGUGAUUGUAGUUUGUGCAACUGGAGUCGUGAAGGAGCAUAAGUGUUCUGACGCGACAUUCUUCUGUCUGUAG